Messenger RNA from Tremella mesenterica DSM 1558, 1368 nucleotides. RefSeq lists its product as uncharacterized. Bases 1 to 1368 code for a protein of 455 amino acids. NCBI's taxonomy places the organism in Eukaryota, Fungi, Basidiomycota, Tremellomycetes, Tremellales, Tremellaceae. The record is from RefSeq and is a predicted model, not a curated record. The transcript has a single exon.
AUGAGUGAUGAUACGACCAUUAUACCCCCCUCUUCUUGUUCUGAUUCUUCUCAAGUAUCUCUGCAACGAGUCCCGAUCGAUGAAACCCCGGACAGUCGUUGUUUACCAGGCAGACAUCGCGAAAAUGUUGAAGCUUUUCAGAUUGGGUCAGACAAGAUCCCCCUCAAGGAGAUCGAAGUGGCUCUCCGAGGACUACAAGGUCUGUGGACUGCGUCCAUCAGUUUCCAGCGAUCCCACCUCAUCCGCAGCAUACACAAACCCACUCUCAUUGGGGGUGUGUCAGGCUGGGGUGACCGUCAGAAGCUCAUCGUUUCCAUGGAGCCACACACACUCACAGUUAUCGCCCAUAGCAAUGCAGGAGGUGGGAUCCUCAUUAGCUCCUGCCGAUCAAUGCGAGAUGACUUCGCCUCUGGGCCUGAAUCAGCCAACCAGAAACUACACUCAAGGGUAGCAUUCAUUUCCAGGACGUGCAGAUUCACACUAAGGCGUGAGGAGUCAGCUUUGGGAAAUUACGAGCUGGCAAUUUCCAAUUUUGAUGAUGAUAAGAGCACUGUUGUGACCCUUGAAUGUGAUAAGUCAGGUGCUGUCUCUAUCAGAUCUUGUCAAGUGAGAUCAACCAAUGGAGAGCUCACCUGUGAUCCGGAACUAGGCAAACAGGAACUGAAACUGAAAAGUGAAGUCAAUUCCGGGCAAGACGAAUUCACUCUCAAUCCAGACGGGACAACUUUGAACAAUUGUAAACAACUCUUCAUCUCUGAUGUCAGUGGUAACCCGCGCACUAUUGUGGGUCUGGAACGUAAUACCUCGAAUACGGUCCGUGUCAUCUUUUUUGAAAGGAUACCCGUUGGAGAGGAUUCUAGCAUUGACUCCGAGCUGGGCGUCCAGGAAUUGAAGUGGAGGAGCGUAGCAGUGGGAGUAAGCACCGUCAAUGAUGGAAAUGAAAGAACUUGUGUCCUUGUCGAAAGUCUUCAUGGCUUAGCAUUCCCAGUUGGACCCAAACAACCUAGUCAAUCCCGGAGGAUAGUCGUUCGCACUCAAGAACUCAUCUCCUUUAUCAGGCAGAGCCCUGAAUCAAAGUUUGUACUCGGUAUAGCCCGUCCGUCGUUGAAGAGUGAUUAUGAUUUGAUGGCCGAGUUUCAAGCUGUACAGCAACUUCGGGCUAUAGAAGCAAGUAAGAACGGUGACGGAAUUUGGUAUGGUGGCCCGUCCAACUCAGCAAUAGAAGGGAGACAGGAGACUAGAACUGAGGCUUCCAGUCCGACUUCAAUUGAGGAAACCAGGAGUGUUGGUGACCGCACUCCGUCCACCGAGAUUCCAUCAAAAGGAGGUCCAAGUGUCACAGAUCACAAACUUCGAUCCAAAUUGUGA